Molecule: messenger RNA, 168 nt
Organism: Ascochyta rabiei
Lineage: Eukaryota; Fungi; Ascomycota; Dothideomycetes; Pleosporales; Didymellaceae
Exons: 2
Coding region: 1-168 (55 amino acids)
Source: RefSeq, a predicted model, not a curated record
AUGGCAAGGCGCUUGACUACGAUUAGUUCGAAAUCAAGAGAUUCCAGCGACCCCUGGUUAGGUCAAAAGACAACUCCUUUUUUGCCUAUGCGUAGCCCAUUCCCACGGCGUAGGCAUUGUGCAUUUGCUAAUUUUCGCUGUAGCCUCCGUCCGCUCCUUCUUGAUUAA